UGCAGACUCAAACAAGAAAAUGGAUGCUCGGCAAAAUUUCAGCAGACCCUCUUUUUUCAAAAUGAUGACUGGAGAUUUCCAAAAAAAGCUUAAAAUGCCAGUAAAUUUCAUUGGGACUUUUAACGGGAUGAUACCCUAUGAUUCGAAUCUACGAAGUCCAUUAGGAUGUUGGAAUGUGAAGGUUAAAGAAGAAGAACAUGGUGGUUUAUCUUUCCGUAAAGGAUGGCCUGAUUUUGUUGAAGCGCAUUGUUUAGGCCAUGAGGAUGUUGUAAUUAUGAAAUAUAUUGGUAAUUCGCAGUUUUCUGUUAAGUUGUACGGUAGAAAUGGAUGCGAAAAGGUAUUGCCUUCCGCGGGUAGCAAUGGCGUAAAAUCGAUUUCCUCGAGGAAGAUGAUUGAAUAUGGAGAAACGAGUAAGGGAAAAGUCAUCACUAAUUAUGGUACCAACUUUGAUCGACAUAAGGAUCGUGCUGACGAUAUUGGAAGAGAUUCCUUUUGUUCCGACAAAAGGAGCUGUGGAUUGCUUAAAUACGAUUCACUGGAGAGAAAAACAACUGUCAGAGGGACAGGGGGUGAACGAGAAGAGUGUUCGCGUAAAGGGAAGCCGUAUUUUCUCGUUAUUUGGACAGAGGAUAAGAAAUAUCAAAUGGAGAUUCCCGUAAAGGUGGUAAGAAAAAUAGGAAGGACAUUGUCUGAUAUUGUCGCUCUGAGGACUGCUAAUGGUAAACUUUGGAAUGUGGAACUAAAGAGAUCGGAAGGCAAGGUUUGGUUUCACAAAGGUUGGAUGGAAUUCAUUGAACAUCACUCUUUAAGGGAUGGUCAUGUUUUGGGAAUCACUUACAAUGGGAAUUCACAAUUCUUUGUGCGUAUUACCGAUGUUAUGGAGCGUUUAGAUGAUUCCAUCAACCAAGGAGAGUCCAAUCCUAAGAAAAGACGCCGGUUGAGCCAAAGGGAAAAGGACAACGUGAUAUUGUUGGACGCACCUCCAUCUCGAGCUCAUGUUAAUAGUAAGACAGAUGAGGAAAGAGCAGAGUUGUCAUUUCCUCCAGGUCUCGAAGUCCCCAUUCAACUCAACAAAAAUAAGGGUACAAAGUCUUUGGUGUUGCAUAAAACCAGGUCAGGUGAACGCCUACCGGUUGCUAAAGAAGAAGAAGAGAGUGAAGACACGUCUGAUUCACCUGACGCCUCAAAACUUUCCCGUAAAUCAUCUCGGAGAUCCAGAUCCGAAGGCAAUGAAAGAGUGGCUGAAGUAACCAAGUUAUUCAAGCGUCAGACUCAAAAUCCUUUCUUUGCAGUUUGUAUGCGAGAUAGCUAUUUAACUAAUGGAUAUCUGCUUAUUCCUCAUAGCUUUGCUAAGGAACAUCUACCGAAGAACAUAAAGAAUGUCAUGGUUCGAAGUUCAGACGAUAAAGUGUGGACGCUUGGGUACUAUUACAGAGGUUAUGCAGCAAGACUAUCUGCUGGUUGGACUUCUCUUAGACGAAGUUUAUGUCCGACGGAAGGAGAUGUUUGUGUCUUUGAGGUGCUUAAGGAGAGAGAUACAGAAAUGAGAGUUUCUGUUUACAGGGAGAUUGACAAUGUACUCACCAGAAUAUGAUGGAGUAUAGAAAGGCAUCAUGCCAACAUUUUAUUUUAUUUUAUCCAAGUACUGGUGUAUGGUAAUUCCAACUGCUGUCAGGAUUUAGCUGUUAAUCCAUUUCAUCGGUAAAUUGUGCGGGCAUGAACAUG
This is a messenger RNA of Papaver somniferum (opium poppy), 1725 nucleotides long. RefSeq names its product B3 domain-containing transcription factor VRN1-like. The transcript has 5 exons. The coding region runs from base 20 to 1594 and encodes 524 amino acids. NCBI's taxonomy places the organism in Eukaryota, Viridiplantae, Streptophyta, Magnoliopsida, Ranunculales, Papaveraceae. Gene Ontology annotation, molecular function: DNA binding. The record is from RefSeq and is a predicted model, not a curated record.